Molecule: messenger RNA, 1097 nt
Organism: Gallus gallus (chicken)
Lineage: Eukaryota; Metazoa; Chordata; Aves; Galliformes; Phasianidae
Gene: COX7A2L
Product: cytochrome c oxidase subunit 7A2 like
Exons: 4
Coding region: 72-431 (119 amino acids)
Biological process (GO): mitochondrial respirasome assembly; mitochondrial electron transport, cytochrome c to oxygen; regulation of oxidative phosphorylation
Source: RefSeq, a predicted model, not a curated record
GCCAGGAGCCGGCGGGGUCCUUCCGCGCCGCGCGUCGCCGCCGGUGGGUCGUAGGAGUUCGCGUGCCCACCAUGUACUACAAGUUCAACGGCUUCACGCAGCGCCUCGUCGGGGCCGCGGCCUCCACCGCCUACAACCCGCAGGGACUCAAACCAAUAGUUUCCACUGAAUCCCCAGCUCUGGUUUUUGGGACAACAACUAAACUUGCUUCAGAUUUACCAGCAACUGAUUCUUUCUUGGGUAAAAACCAGGUGCCAGACCUACAGAAACUUUUUCAGUCUGACUCGAAAGCAGAUGGGCUGCCUGUACACCUGAAACGAGGAGUUCCAGAUAAGCUGCUUUAUCGGACCACUAUGGCUCUCACAAUAGGCGGGACUAUCUACUGUCUAGUAGCACUGUACAUGGCCUCGCAACCAAGAAGCCAAAAGUAGAUGAACCAUAACUCACAGGACUCAAUUCUUUGAAAGACCUCCUGCAUCUUUCUCUCUUUAUGUGCUUCUUAAUUCUGUGAUCAUUUAAUGUUCAUCUUGUCAGAUCAAAUUUCUUGGAGAAAGAUGUUUCUAAAUCGGUUGCCUUAUGUGUCCUAGAAAUUAAUGUAAACAAUGACUUUAAGUCAUCAUCUUAACUUAUUGGUUGCAGCUCGGCAUUUGUUGUCUUGCAGGAGCGUAUGAAGUUGGAGAAAGCUGAACUUUUUCUUCCUCUCCCCACUCAGCCUCAAUAAUGUUGGAGAUAGGACAGAAGUACUGCUUUCUGGACUAGGCUCCGCAUUCUUUAGGGGGAGCUUGCUGCUAGUUUCCAAAAGAGUAAAAGAAAAUCAUUUAAUUAUUAUGACAUACCAAGAACCUAUUUCUGACAUACACAGCUCAUUUUACAUAAGCAGGUGGCAGUGAAACUUCUCUAAAUGCCGGUAUAUUAUUAAAUACUUGUACCUCUGAUGUUAGGGCAAAUAGCUUAUCCCCUUGGAACAUGUAAACUGGAUUUAUUUCAUGUGAACAUUACGGUAUGCAGAAGUAUUGUAGCAUCAGUUGUACCAGCUUUUGGACUUUUCAUUUGUCAGAUGCUCUCAUGCAGUAAAAAUAAAUACAUGAAUAAUAAAA